CCCUUUCAGACACUUUUAGUGGUAAAAAAGUAGAAGAAACAUCAACGUCAAACGGUUUAAAGGUGGUAAUAAUUUGGUUUUAAUCGAAAACUUAAAUGCAUCACCGCCAAAUGUUGUCAAAAAAUGUUACAUUGAAAGAAAAAGGUCACUUUUGCCCCAAUUUAAUAGAUAUUUACAAAGAUGCAAAGGUUUCCUUCAUUUCUGCAGUUCCAGGUUUUCUCGUGUUUGAUUCCUCUUUUAGUCCUCUCAGUGGCACUAACUAGAAAUGGCACGUAAAAAGGUUGUUUGGGCAGAAAAUCGAUGUCAGGGGAGGGAUUACAAUUAGCAACCCUCUUGUAAUCCCCUGGUUUCUCCUCUGAUGCGCCGCCUCAUCUCCUCGUCUGUCUCAGUCCCAGCUCUCCUCCGCCAGCGGAUGUUGCUUCUGCCGGCUGCCUUUGCUGUUUUGAGAAUUGCACCUUUUUUUGGAAAGUGUGAACGUAAUUGUUGCACACAGAGGAAGUAGAGGGAUGUGAAUCAGCAGAGCGGGCUGAGAAACCGCUGCGUGGAGAAUCUGGGGGGAAUAAAGUUGGGGGGGGGGGUGAUCCAUCCAGCUGGACUGCUAGUUUCUAAAACUUUGACAGGACGACAUAUUUGCAUCCGAAAGCGCCUCCCUGCCCGUCCACGGCCGCGGGUCAGAGCCCAGACGCUCUCAUGCAUUUAUCACUGGAUACCAUGAGCAUGGUGGACGACGGCUGCCUCUCACCCGCCAACUUCCACCAGAUAGGGAAGGGUGGCGUUGCGGUUGCGGGGGGCCACGUCCACAGCAUUGAUGUCAUUCUGGGUUUCAGUAAAGACCAGGAACCAGUGCUGAGCCCUGUUGCAGGGGCCCCGGGGCCCCAAAGAGCAGGCGGGGAUGACAUGGCGGAACACGGGAAGCGCCCAGAGCCCUCGCCACACCCGACUUAUGGCGGACCCCCCCACUCUGUGAGGAACAGCGACGCAGAGCAGCAUCAGUACCACGACACGGGCCUGUUUGCAAACCAGAGUGAUGAGGAGCUGGCAGAGCUGAGGCAGAGCAUCCAGAUGGACGAAGGAAAGUCUCCGGCGUCCAGCAAAGACGAUCCGCCCAAGAAGAAGCACCGCCGCAACCGCACCACCUUCACCACCUACCAGCUGCACGAGCUGGAGCGCGCCUUCGAGAAGUCCCACUAUCCAGACGUGUACAGCCGGGAGGAGCUGGCCAUGAAGGUCAACCUUCCAGAGGUUCGAGUCCAGGUUUGGUUUCAGAACCGCAGAGCGAAAUGGCGUCGACAGGAAAAAAUGGACGCGAGCGCCAUGAAGCUCCACGACUCCCCCAUGCUCUCCUUCAACCGUUCGGCCCCCGUCCACCCGAGCGUGGGCCCAGUGACCAACCCGCUGGCGCUGGACCCCUGGCUGCCCUCCCCGCUGUCGAGCGCGACGCCGGUCCACAGCAUCCCGGGCUUCAUGGGCCCAGCUCAGGGGCUGCAGCCCAGCUAUGCCAGCCACACCUUCAUCAACGUCCCUCCCCACUCUCACCCUCAUCCUCACUCCUCCAUGGGGCAGGGGAUCCAGAGCAUGGCUCCUCCUCCGUACCAGUGUGCAGCGGCCUACCCUGAUAAGUUCCCCAUGGAGGAUGUAGACCAGCGGAGCUCGAGUAUUGCUGCUUUAAGAAUGAAGGCCAAGGAGCACAUCCAGUCCAUGGACAAAACAUGGCAACCCAUGUGAGCAGGGAGAGGAAAGGAGGAUUGGAAACUGUGAAAUUGGACAUUUUUUCUAUUAACUAAUUCUAUUUUUUCCUGAAGUACAUCAAAUGAAUCCUGCUUGUUUUGUUUUAGGAUGCCAAGCAGCAGAAACCUCCUCUUCCUUCCUAGAACACCAGCACCAAUGCUGUUCCAAAUAACCCUGAUUAAGCUGACAUAUUUGCAUUUCCAUCAGCAUAAAACGCUUUUGUCAUAUCAAAAGUAUUCUUUUCACUAACUUUUCUGCUAAAAUCUGACCAUUUUCGUAAAAGAAGGUCAGUUUCCGUUUGGUCUAGAAUUGUUCCUGUUCACUAAGCUGCAGGAACGGAGGAUGUUGGCACUUUAUGAACCACCAGGUUGGAGGAAAUACCAAAAAUGAAAAGGAUCUUUACUCUGAAGGAAAACAGCAAAACUGUGGGAGUGAUGAACGCCGGCUGUCGCUGGAGGGACGGCUGGCUGUGAGGAUGUCACCCCACAUCGUCCCGUCUUUGUUUGGGACAAUUGAUCUUUGUCUGAGGGCGGAGGGGCACAAACGCUGUAGGCUCAGACAGAAGCCUUUUUUUCACAUCAGAGUUUAAACAGGACCCUUAUUUUGAAAUGUCAUUUCAGAAUUUAUGUUAUUUAAUGUUUUUGUACCUUUGGAAAAAAAAAUCACUUUGACAUGAUAACCAACAAAGAAACAGGCUGGUUGAUUUGAAAGAUGCUCAUAAAAGGAAAGUCGUGUCGUAGCUGCCGCCUGAUAAGUCGAUUUUUUAAUGUUUUCUUUUUAGACAACAGACUUUUAUCUUUCUUAAUUAGGAUUUAAAGAAGAAUUAUGGACCAAAAACAAACCAAAGGUUAGAGAACGUUGCACAGGAGCAGUUUUAGAUGUUUUUUGGGUUGGAAAUUUACAAGAUGUUGUCAUAUGUGUCUUAGUUUUAUGUGUUUUGUGAGUUUUCAUUUAUCAAUGUUCUGGAAAUAUCCAGAGAAAAUAAAUAUAGAUUUAUAGGA
This is a messenger RNA of Oryzias latipes (Japanese medaka), 2729 nucleotides long. It is a transcript of the gene rx1, whose product is annotated as retinal homeobox gene 1. Gene Ontology annotation, molecular function: DNA-binding transcription factor activity, RNA polymerase II-specific; RNA polymerase II cis-regulatory region sequence-specific DNA binding. The record is from RefSeq and is a predicted model, not a curated record. Gene Ontology annotation, biological process: positive regulation of transcription by RNA polymerase II. NCBI's taxonomy places the organism in Eukaryota, Metazoa, Chordata, Actinopteri, Beloniformes, Adrianichthyidae.